GUUUGGGCUUUGAAUUGUUGAAUUAAAACACUUAAAAAAAUUAAAGAAAUUAUUACAACAAGAGAAAGAGAAGCAAUAAGGAGAUAGAAGAAGAGUGUGGGUGAGAUCAAGUUAACAUUUUCGCAGUGUAAUUUGAUUUGAUUCAUUAGUUCCAUUUCCUCGAUGGAAGUUAUGACUACGGCGGAUGUAACGGCAAGCACAGCUUCAUCGUUAUCCCCUUCUUUGCUACCUUCUAACCUUCCUCUCUUUUCUGCAUUUCUCUCCUUCGCCCUUGCUCAAUUUCUCAAGAUCUUCACCACCUGGUAUAAGGAAAAGAGAUGGGAUUCUAAAAGGUUGCUUGAUUCGGGUGGAAUGCCUUCAUCACAUUCUGCGACUGUGUCAGCUUUGGCUGUGGCUAUAGGUUUCCAAGAAGGGACAGGGUCAUCUGCUUUUGCUAUCGCUGUCAUCUUGGCAUGUAUUGUAAUGUAUGAUGCCUCAGGAGUUAGACUUCAUGCAGGCCGACAAGCAGAAUUGCUUAAUCAAAUUGUGUGUGAACUACCUCCAGAACAUCCUCUAUCCAGUGUCAGACCACUGCGCGAUUCACUUGGUCAUACUCCACUUCAGGUUGUUGCUGGUGGGUUACUAGGGUGCAUUAUAGCAUUUUUAAUGAGGAAAUCAAGUUAAAAAGCCAUGCUAUUUGAAUUAUACUAACUAUCUACCUUGUCACAAAUGGCCAUGCAAAACAAAAUUGUGAGCAUCAUGGAAACGGCAUAAAAGCCUCUGCUUUUGCUGCAAGGAUGCAAGUAAAGAGAUAAGGUAUGUUGAGGGCUCUCCAUGGUGCUGGGAGAUCCUGCGUCCCCAUUUCUGGACAUUCAGACUUCUCCUAUACACAAUAAUGGAUUCGUUUGUUGACUGGCUUAAUUGAUUGUUGAUUAUUAAACAUUAUUUGAGAUAACACUGUCCUUUAUUUGACUUCUCAUUUCCCACAAAUUGUGGGUGACAUUAUAUUCAUCCUUAUAAGUAGAUCAAGGUGUGUUUCCCAAGUUGUUGUUGGCUAGGAUUUGGUAAUACUAGGUGGUAUAUUUUUCAUACUACCCAAAAGUUAUUAAGUGUAUGUUUGGAAAUAUGGUGGCUUAACAAUUUUUGCGUCCCAAUGCAGUCUCAAAUGCUGCGUAUGCUUUAUAAAAAAAAAUGAUGUGUAUGCUUGAA
Messenger RNA from Cicer arietinum (chickpea), 1188 nucleotides. RefSeq lists its product as uncharacterized. NCBI's taxonomy places the organism in Eukaryota, Viridiplantae, Streptophyta, Magnoliopsida, Fabales, Fabaceae. The record is from RefSeq and is a predicted model, not a curated record.